This is a messenger RNA of Racocetra fulgida, 252 nucleotides long. NCBI's taxonomy places the organism in Eukaryota, Fungi, Glomeromycota, Glomeromycetes, Diversisporales, Gigasporaceae. The record is from the annotation of a GenBank genome assembly.
GGAAAACCUAUUCUUCCUGGUCGUUCUGAUCAGGACCAGUUAGAUCAAAUAUAUAAAUUAUGUGGAACACCCACUGAUACAACUUGGGAAGGUUAUAGUACUUUAGCAAACGAACGAGAAGUAGCCAACAGAAAUGAAGAUGAAUCUACCAGAGGCAGUAGUUCAACUCAAGAUAGUCAUCGCCAAAAUAAAAAAGAUCGUAGAUCUAGAAAGAGAAGUAGUCGAACCCCGGAUACCUCUCAUUCUAAAAAA